AUGGCAUCGAUAAACGUCGCAUCGCGGCCGAAACAGCCGUACGUCUCCGUAUCAUGCCCAUACACAACGUGCCGCUCGUCGAUCGAGUACCUGCCGCCGUCGGCCGCCGAGCUGGCUGCGCUGCCGUCGCACGAGACCUCGUUCACCGUCACAUGCUGCACGUGCUCCAAGCAGUUUGAGCCUCCGGGCGCGACGAAGCUCGUGCGCGAUGCACGCAAGUCUGGCGGCAAGGACGUUGCGCGCAAGCGCCGCAUCGGCACAGACGACAAUCCGCUCGACAUGACGUACUACGACAUCCUGGGCGUGCCGGCCUCGGCGACGCUCGAAGAGAUUAAAAAAGCCUACCGCAAGCUGGCGAUCAAGCUGCAUCCGGACAAGAAUCCGAACGAUGCCGAGGUGGAGGAAAAGUUCAAGGCGCUCGCCACGGCCUACCACGUGCUGUCGGAUGCCGAGUUGCGGCACAAGUACAACGAGUUUGGUGCCAGCACACCCGGGUUGACGCCCGAGGACGGGUUUGUGGAUCCGGAGGAGGUGUUCGGGUCGCUGUUUGGCGGCGAGCGCUUUGCGGACAUCAUCGGGACGAUUUCGAUCGGCAAGGAUAUGAAGGAGGCGUUGCAGCAGGAUUCGGACGAUCUCGAGCGUCAGGCCAACGGCGAAGAGGUCGCUGCGGGCGAAGGGUCGACCAAGCCCGUGUUGACGCCGGAGCAGAAGGCGGCCAAGGAGGAGAAGGAGCGCGUGCAGGCGGCCGAGCGCGACAAACAGAGGCAACAGCGCGUUGCAAAGCUCGUCGAGAAGCUGGUGCGCAAGCUGAGCAUCUACACGGAGAGCAUCCGGAGCGCCAACGAUCCGACGCUCGAGCGCGAGGUGGAAAAGUCCUUCCGCGAAAUCACGCGCAUCGACGCCGAGGAGCUCAAGCACGAAUCGUACGGCGUAGAGCUUCUGCAUGCGGUCGGCUUCGUCUACUCUGCCAAGAGCAAGCACUAUCUCGCCAGCACUGGCUUUCUGGGUUCGUUCGGCGGAGUUUUUCACUCUGCUGCAUCGAGUAUUCACGUUGUGCGCGAGACCGUGUCGACGGUGCGUGCGGCACUGGAGCUCAAGAGUGUCUUUGAGGAGCUCGCCAAGGCCGAGGAGCAGGGGAUCACGGUGGAGCGCAAGCGCGAGCUCGAGGAGCAAGCCGCCGAAAAGGGCAUGCGUGCCCUCUUCAAGGGCGCCAAACUCGAGGUGGAGAGCGUGAUUCGCGAAGUGAGCGAAGCGGUGCUCUACGACGCAAGCAUCGGUAAGGAGACCCAGAGACUGCGUGCCCAGGCCCUCGGCAUCGUCGGCGAGAUCUACAUGGCCGUCAAGAAGGACGACGACAAACCCGCCGAGGUGGAAGACUACGUCAAGGUCGACACCCAAGCGUCCAAACAGCGCGAAAAGGCACAGAGUCAGAGCUCGCCACCCCAGAAUCCGUGGUAA
This is a messenger RNA of Moesziomyces aphidis, 1458 nucleotides long. The record is from the annotation of a GenBank genome assembly. Lineage: Eukaryota; Fungi; Basidiomycota; Ustilaginomycetes; Ustilaginales; Ustilaginaceae.